Molecule: messenger RNA, 4116 nt
Organism: Thalassophryne amazonica
Lineage: Eukaryota; Metazoa; Chordata; Actinopteri; Batrachoidiformes; Batrachoididae
Gene: cep131
Product: centrosomal protein 131
Exons: 30
Coding region: 134-3844 (1236 amino acids)
Biological process (GO): cilium assembly; regulation of centrosome duplication; intraciliary transport involved in cilium assembly
Cellular component (GO): centriolar satellite
Source: RefSeq, a predicted model, not a curated record
GUUGUUUCCACAGAGAAACUGUUUGUUUAUUAUGGCCCCAGUGAUUGAGAGCAGCACUUUGGCUGUUUAAGACUUUAAAACCUUCAAGUUUCGGCGCGUUUGCGCACUGCUGCUUCUCUGCUUCCAGUCUAGGAUGCAUCCAACACGUAGUCCCUCAUCCAUUCCCACGGGGGUCCCAGACAGGGUCUUGGACCUCAGCUUGACAGGCACGCAGCUUUCAUUGUCCAAGCGGCCCAGCAGCGCUUCAUCUGGGAAAUACUUUCGUUCAGUGUCCGUGGCUGGUGACAGCCGGGCAAAACGCAAUACGCAGAGCGAUGCCAGUUCCCGUGCCAUCAAGAACCUCAGGAGGUCCAACAGCACCACUCAGGUUAACCAGCAAGACAACAGUACUUUAAGUCAAGAGCGGAAUGAAGACAACCUGGCUCUGAUUGACAGUAGCUUGGACAGACGCAAAAAGGUGUCCACUCUCAGCAAAGUGUCACCAGACAGAACCACAUGGAACAUGCUGGAUGAUCAGCCCAGACUUUUUUCUACACACUCAGGCCCCAGAAGCACCAGAAGUGUGGACACACCCACUGCUAGCCAGAAGAAAAGAGAGCCCGGGGUCACACUGGCUGCUACCUUCACUGCCAAUAACAGGAGCAACAAGGGAACUGUUGGGAACUCCGUCACCACCAUCUUACACAACAACUACUCUGAAAAGCCGCUAACGCCAAAGAGCUCCAACCAGAAACCCUCCUUUAAUAACAUCCUGAAGGCCACAGCAAAUGAUGACGUGUCACUGGAGAGGAGCUCUCUGACUAAAUCCCAAAAGAACUUCUCAUCAUCGUCGUCCACCUCCAACAGGAAGACUCCGGCGUCGGCCUCAGGCAGGAGGGAGGUCACAGAGGAGGACGCGGAGAGGUUUGUCCAGCAGGUGAACGAGGCAGCGGUUACCAUCCAGCGGUGGUAUCGACGCCAUGCCAGGAGGCAGCACGCCAACCAGGCAGCGCUCAAACACAUCCUUGCCACUAAACGAAGGGUGUGGCAGGAAAGAGCAGAAGAAGAGAGACGCCUGGAGCAGCAGAAACAUGAAGACAGGAAACACAUACGUGAAGAAAAGACUCGUUUGGCCCGCCUCGCUGCCAUUCAGGAGUUGCAGCAGAAGAGAGCUCAGCGGGUUGCAGGGGCUGAACUUACAGCUGAGGCAGAGCGGCAAAGCAGGAAACAGACUGCUCCAGUUGGACGCAGGAAGCCUCCUAAGGUUUCCCUAAGCAACAAGAGUCCAGUAUCACCCAGCAACAAUAUUCCCGUAUCACCAACAGACAUCAAGGCCAAGAACACAGACUCCAAUCUGAAUCUCGUGGCUGAUUUUGUCGAGAGCUCCAGUGUCAGAGCCGUUUCUCCUGUUAGUUCCAUUCACAGAGGUUCCCAGUUUCCACAGGAGUUUGAGGAUGGAGCAGAUGGAUACGGCGGCCUACAGCACCAGCCGGAGAAUGACAGGAAACUGAUGCGUGUGGAGAAGCGUCGCCUAAUUCCCAUCUCCGUGAACCAGGGACUGCAGCAGACGAGAGCACAGCUGGUUACAGAAGCGGAGCCUGCAGCUCGUGUCACUUGUUUGGAAGGACACAAGAAACCGCCUAAGAUCUCCCCAAGCAACAAAAGUCCAGUGUCGCCAAGCAUCAACAGCCCUGUGUCACCCAUAGACAUCAAAGCUAAGAACACAGACCACUCCAAUCUGAACAUUGUAGCUGAUUUUGGGGACGCAUCCAGCUUCAGGGCUCUGUCUCCAGCGUUGUCCAGCGGCAGAGGCUCUCGGGAGAUGCUGCAGAGGCUGGUGAGUGCAGAGGACCAGCGUCAGGGAGUCCUGUCCACCAGGCCUCAGUCUAAAGCCACUUUGACCGAAGUACUGGACACCCUCAAGCUGUUAGAGGAGGAGCCAGAGAGGCUGAAAGAGCCCAGGUUCUACCAGAAGGAGAAGCAUGCCUGGAUCGACGAGGAUGAGGACUCCAACUCUCUGACGACUGAUAACGUGGAGCGCAACGGGCAGCUGGUCCACCACCCGGCGCUGCCAGAUGGGGGCGCCCUGCUCUCUGAGGCCAAGCUGCAGAGCAUCAUGAGCUUCCUGGAUGAAAUGGAGAAAUCCGAGCAGGAGAGGCCACGCUCGACCACUUCGGGAUCACACAGAGAGGCCGUGUUGUCUGAAGAGGAUCUGGCCGGUAUCGCGGCGGCCGACGGCUCCGGCUCUAUGAUGAGGAUCAAACUGGAGCUGGAUGAGAAAAAACACACUGUCACCAUGCUGCAGACGGCGCUGGCUCAGCAGGAGGAGCUGACGGGGAGACUUGUGAAGGAGACAGAGAAGGAGAUGAGUAGGAACCUCCAGCUCCAGAAGGAACAUUAUGAAGCCACCAUCAAGAGACACCUGUCCUUCAUUGAUCAGCUGAUCGGUGAUAAGACGGCCCUGACGGAGCGCUGUGAAGUCCUGGUGGGUGAAGUGAAGCAGGUGGACCAGAAGUACACGAAGAAGAUUGAGCACAUGCAAGAGCAGCAAGACGUGGUGUGGCAAAUUCUGGGUCCGCUGUGUGAGGAGAUCAAGAAGCUAAAGGAUCUGAUGAGUGCCAAGGAGAAGGUCCGCCGUGAGAAAUGGAUUGAAGAGAAAAGCAAGCAGAUCAAAGAGAUUACUGUUAAAGGUCUGGAGCCAGAAAUUCAGAAACUGAUCUUGAAACACAAGCAGGAUCUGAAGAAGCUACAAACGCUGCAUGAGGCAGAGCUGCUGCAGGCUGAGGACAAGGCAGCACAACUAUACGUCCACAAGGUGGAGGAGCUCCACCAACAACUGGAAAAGGAGAAGGAGGAGCUGUAUCAGAGAGAUAGGGAGCUAGCCCGACUGAGACAGGAGAAGCUUCUUCAGGAGGAGGAGCUUCAGCAACAGAGGAGGCGUCUCUACCAGGAGGUGGCUGACGAGAAAGAGAGGCUGACUCAGCUGGCUGCACGGCAGCGAGCCGAACUAGAGGAUCUGCAGAAACAGUUGGAGGAGAACAACUCUCUGGCUGUACGAGUCCUCAGAGAGGAGCUGGACAAAACCCGAGAGGAGCACGAUAGGAGACACCAGGUGAUACAGCAGCCUGAUCGUGUCUUCAAACUGGAAGAGAUGAAGGCGUUAAAAGAACGACUGGACAUCGACAAACAGAUGUGGGAAGAAAACUACAAGAAAAAGGAGGAUGCGAGGCUGCUGAGCCGUGAACAUGAGCUCAGAGAGCAACUGCGCCGAGAACGCGACAAAGAGAUCGAGCUCGCCAUCUGGACGUUAGAGGCGGAGACGAGCAAAGAAAAAGAAGAGUGUAAGCGGACGUGUGACAACAGGGUGAAGCGUUUGAGGGAGAAACACGAGGCUGACGAGCGAGAGCUGGAGCGCUCCGAGAGGGCAGCUGUAGAAAAGCAGCAAGAGCUGAGGAAGAAACAGAUGGAGAUGGAGGAAGAGCUGCUCCGACUGCAGGGUGUGCUCAGACAGAAGGAGCAGGAACUGGAAAAUGUCACACAGAUACGGGACAAGCUGGCAGAAGAGCGCCACAACCUGGCAGAGGUGAUAAGGCAGGAGUUUGCAGAUCAGCUGGUGAGGACCGAGGAGGAGAACUGCCAGAUGAAAGCGGAGGUGUCGGAGGCCAGAGCGCGGCUACGGCUGGAGGUUGAGAGACUCACUGCCGAGAAGGAAGAGGAGUUGGGCGAGGUCCAGCAACGGGUGAAGUCGGCCAUUUUGAAGAAGGAAGAAACCGUUAAUAACCUACGAAAGCAGCUUGAGGUUGCUCUGAAGAGGGCGGGUCAACUCGAGGCUAUAUUGGAAAAGCAGAGGAAGCUUGAGAAGUGAGUGACAGGAAGGUCUGGAUCCACCCCGCCCCCCACCCUUCCCCCCACUGACCAACUGGGCCUCACACCAGGGUCUUGUUCUUUACUUUGGAUGUUGUUCCUGCCAGCAAGACCCAACCUGUGGAAUGUCCGAAGCUCUGUUAAGUGACUGGACCCUGUCCUACCUCAUUUGAAAACUACACAGCUGGAUUUAGAGGCGGAGCAUAGGGCGUCGCCACAGACUAGUCUUCUCCCGGGCGGCAAAGAAUCGGGAACGCAUGCGAUUUUAAAAGC